Molecule: messenger RNA, 3848 nt
Organism: Porites evermanni
Lineage: Eukaryota; Metazoa; Cnidaria; Anthozoa; Scleractinia; Poritidae
Source: the annotation of a GenBank genome assembly
AUGCAACCCAUCGGUCGACAACGCCGUUGGCGUGAGGUGGUGGAACGCGCGCAAUUCAAUGCGCAGUUACGGCAAUUGCGGGAUCCUGUCCCUGGGGACAAUAUUGGCAUGGCUUUGACCGAAGCAUUACACCAAGCCAUUGAAAGGGAACUGGACCGCGAGCAGCGACCCGCUCAUCAUUUUGUCAAUUUUGCCAUCACGGCUCAUGGGUUCACCCACGCCUAUCAAACAGCCAAUUUCACCGUGGGGGAGUUUUUACAACGCACUGCUCGCUUAGCUGAGAUGUUGGCCACCUUGGCCGGUAAAUUAAACAGCAAUGAAGCCUUCAACCCCUAUCGUGGUUUCCAAGUGGAUGUGGUGUUUGUAUCCAUGCCUGGCCCAGGGUCUCGUCGACGUAAACAACACAAUCCUGGUCGACUGUGUCUGGAUCGAGAGAACAAGAAAAAAAAUGUAUCAUCCCCAUCCGAAACAGAGACACUUUAUGCUGUGCCCGUGCUAUCGUCACCAUGCGAGCCCAUUGCCAUAAAGAUCAAGGCGUGGACGGGUUUCGCGACUUGGAGAAUCUAAAACGUGGGUGUCCUGUGCAGCAACGUCAAGCCCAGGCAUUACAUCAGCAAGCGGGGGUAGCUGAGGGUCCCUGUGGUUUGCCCGAGCUUCGCCAAUUUCAACAGGCGUUGGGGUCUCAAUAUCAACUCUUGGUGAUGACCCGGAUGAAACCGUUCUUUCUGAUAUUCAAAGGACCCGCCGCCCCUCAUCAGAUUCGUUUGCUCAAAUCCAAUGAUCAUUUUGAUGGUUGCACUUCCUUUCCUACUUUUGUGAACCGCUCCUAUUAUUGCCUGGACUGCGAACGGGGGUUCAACACCAACGACCGAACCAAUCAUACCUGUCAAGAGAGACGCUGCUCCGCGUGCGGUCGAUUUGAUUGUCAAGAUUAUGUGCGCGGUACCCGCCCUAUGGAGUAUUGCAGUCUGUGUCACCGCAAGUUUUACGGAGGGUAUUGCAAACGUCAUCAUGAAGUCAGCAAGCAAUGUCAAUCGAUCAAAACCUGUCUCAAGUGCCAGGCCCAGUACACGGUCGUCCCUAACAGACGUCACCAGUGUGGGAACGCCAAAUGCCCCGUGUGUCAGGCAUGGGUGCCCAUCCAGGACCAUAAGUGUUACAUUCAACCCACGGUGGAGGACGAGGAGCCAGAACCAACCGAGGAGGGAGGAGGUUGCAUGGUGGCGCCACCCCCUCCCCUGUUUGUUUAUGCGGAUUUUGAAGCCAUGCAGAAUGUGGAAGGAGUGUUUGUGGCCGAUUUGUUGUGCUAUUCGUCCAGCGAAGAAACCACCAUUCAUCUGUUGGACGGGGAGGACUGUGCCCUACAAUUUUUGCGCGAAUUGGAUGACCCGGUUCGUGUGCCGGACAGUGCGGAGGAUCGGGAGAUUCGCGUGGUGUUUCACAAUUUGAAAGGUUUCGACGGCAUGUUUAUUUUGCACGAACUGUACCAGCAACAACUCGAGGUGGUGGAUCAACUGACCGUGGGCGCUAAAGUGUUGUCCUUCAAGAGCGGACCCCUCAAAUUCAUUGACUCGUUGUGUUUCUUGCCCAUGCCGCUGGCCUCUUUUCCCAGCACCUUCAAUUUGACCGAAUUAAAGAAGGGCUUCUUUCCUCAUUUGUUCAACACCCCCGACCAUCAACAGUAUGUGGGCCGCAUCCCCGAUUUGGAAUUUUACGAUCCCGAGGGUGUGAUGGCCAAAAAGAAAGACGAACUGACUCGUUGGCAUGCGGACCAAGUCCGUCGUAAUGUGCCCUUUGAUUUCCAGCAAGAAAUGAUCGAGUAUUGCAAAUCGGAUGUGGCACUGUUGAAAGCGGGCUGUGAAGUCUUUCAACAAGAAUUUGAACAGCAGGCUGGUUUCAAUCCAAUGGCCAAAUGCAUCAUCAUCGCCAGUGCCUGCAAUCUGUAUUGGCGCAAGCACCAUUUGACCCCCGACACCAUUGCCGUCGAACCUCUGGGGGGCUGGCGAGGGGCCCAAGUCAACCAAUCCCUCAAGGCCCUGCAAUGGCUGUAUUACCAAGAACACCUUCUUCCCAAGCAGGGGGCCUGUGCCGACCGCAUUCGACACGUCCGUAACGGGGGCGAACAGUCGGUCCGAACCAUCGUCAACAGCUAUUUCGUCGAUGGGUACGAUCCCCUGACUCGCACUGUCUACGAGUUUCAUGGCUGUCUCUACCAUGGUUGUCCCCGCUGCUAUCCCAACCGAUCCGUCAAGCAUUAUGCGGUGCCGGACCGAAGCGUGGAGGAACUGUAUGAGGCCACGCUCUCCAAACGCAUGGCCCUGCUCCGAGCAGGCUACACGGUGAUCGAAAUGUAGGAGUGUGAGUGGGACCGCCUGGUAGACAAUGAGCCUGUUGUAUCUCAGUUUCUUCGUUCAUUCGAUCUGGUCGCGCCUUUGGAACCCCGCGAGGCCUUCUUUGGGGGUCGCACCGGCGCCGUAGCCCUGCAUGCCGUGGCUGGGGAGGGCGAGGAGAUACGCUAUGUGGAUGUCACCUCCCUGUACCCGUGGGUGAACAAGAACUGUCCUUACCCUAUUGGUCAUCCACGGAUCAUCACCCAACCUGCCGACCAGUCCCUGGAUUCCUAUUUUGGUCUGGCGACCGUGGACAUUCUUCCCCCAGCUGGCCUAUUCCACCCCGUCUUGCCUGUGCGCUGUGGCCAAAAGCUCACCUUUCCUCUCCGCCGUGCCUGUGUCCAGGCGGAACAAGCCCAACCCAUGUUGAUCAGAACCCACUAUUGCCCUCAUUCGGAUGCCGAUCGUAUGCUACGUGGGACCUGGUGCACGCCCGAGUUGGUCAAGGCCGUCGAAAAGGGGUACACCCUCGUCAAGAUCCACGAAGUCUGGCAUUUUCCCCCCGAGCAACGCCAAACAGGUCUUUUCGCCACUUACGUCAAUACCUGGCUAAAGAUCAAACAAGAAUCAGCGGGGUGGCCCAGCUGGUGUCAGACCCUCGAGAAGAAACGAGAGUAUAUUCUUCGCUACCAGGAACGGGAGGGUAUCCGACUGGACAUCGCCAGCAUUGCCAAAAAUCCCGGUCGCAAGGCUACCGCCAAACUGAUGUUGAACAGUUUCUGGGGUAAGUUUGGUGAGCGUAUCAACAAACCCACCACCGUCACUGUCCAAAACCCCGCCUAUUUGUUCAGACUCAUCUCCGACGCUGCUCUCGAUAUCAGCACUCUCCGUCUCUGUACUGACGACAUCCUAGAGGCUGUCUACACCAGUGUCCAAGGCAAUGCCGUCAAAGGCACCAAGACCAACAUCUUUAUGGCGGCUUUCACCACGUGCCAUGCUCGACUAAAGCUCUACGAGUCGUUGGACACCCUUCAACAGCAAGUCCUUUACUAUGACACGGACAGUGUGAUCUAUCGAUGGCGUCCCGGUCAACCCUCCAUUACCACGGGUGAUUUUUUGGGGGACAUGACGGAUGAACUGGACGGGGACGUCAUCACCGAGUUUGUUUCUGGGGGCGCUAAGAAUUAUGGGUACACGACACGACAGGGUAACGUGGUGUGCAAGGUACGCGGUUUCACCCUAAACGUCCGCGGUUCUGCUAUUCUCAAUUUUCACACGAUGAAAGACAAUAUUCUCUCGGAAUUAGACUCGCCUCAGGACUCUCGCCGAAAUUUGAACAUUGUCACCCCCUAUUAUUUUCAAAGGGAUCUAGAAAAGAAACAAAUUCAAGUGGUUCCGCGCGUGAAGCAGUAUGGGUUGGUGUUUGACAAGCGCGUCAUCAAUGUGACCACCCGGUCGAGCUAUCCCUAUGGUUACGAGAGGAUUGGGAAUGAACUCGAUCUCCUAUUAGAUUUGUAA